GAGGGCAUCAACAUGGCGGCCUCCUUGCGUCUCGGUCGUCAAGGAAUUUUAUUCGGACUUAAAUUAUCUAACUUAAACAAAUCUUUAUGGAGCACGCAGUCAUUACAGGAGAAUGCCAGACAUUUUUUUCAGUCUCCAUGGGUCUCUGGUGUUGCCCCGCUAAAUGUGCAAAUGCCGGCUCUCUCACCCACCAUGGAGGAGGGAAACAUUGUAAAAUGGCUGAAGAAAGAAGGUGAAGCAGUGGCGGCAGGCGAUGCCCUCUGUGAAAUUGAGACUGACAAAGCUGUAGUCACCAUGGAAUCUAAUGAUGAUGGUAUCUUGGCAAAAAUUUUGGUAGAGGAGGGAAGUCGCAACGUGCGACUGGGAACACUAAUUGCUGUCAUGGUGGAAGAAGGACAGGACUGGACACAGGCUGAGAUUCCAUCUCAAACUGCACCUCCACCUACUAUACCUGAGACUGUUGACACUGCUGCGCCCCCUGCUGCUCCUUCACCACCUUCUCCACCAAAAACAGUCCCAAUAGAAGUAUUACGACUAAGCCCGGCAGCAAGACACAUCCUGGACACUCAUGGUGUUGAUCCAAAACUCGCCACACCUACUGGACCCAGAGGACUAAUCACUAAGGAAGAUGCAUUAAAUCUUCUGAAGAAGACUCCAGUGCCAAAAGCGACUGCCCCACCACCUCCGAGUCCGGCCCUAACCCCAGCAGCUAUUGCAUCACCACUAGGCAGCAGACCAAACAUACCUCCGCUUUCUGUACCUGGAAAGCCAGGCGCACCGGGCACUUUCACAGAGCUUCCAGCAUCAAAUGUCCGCCGCGUGAUCGCUCAAAGACUAACGCAGUCAAAAACCACCAUCCCCCAUGCUUACGCCUCUAUUGACUGUGACAUGGCUGCAGUCAUGAAGCUACGUAAAGACUUAGCCAAAGACCAGAUCAAAGUUUCUGUUAAUGAUUUCAUUAUCAAGGCAGCUGCUGUCACACUUCAGGAGCUACCAGAUGUGAAUGUGAGCUGGUCAGAUAACGGACCCCAAGCACUUGAUUCUAUUCACAUUUCAAUUGCUGUUGCAACUGACAAAGGCCUCAUUACCCCCAUCAUCAGAGAUGCUGCAAACAAAGGAGUUCAGGAGAUCUCAGUUAAUGCAAAGGCAUUGGCUCAGAAGGCUCGAGAUGGAAAACUUUUACCUGAAGAGUACCAGGGAGGCUCAUUCAGCAUAUCCAACUUGGGGAUGUUUGGCAUUAGUGGCUUCAGUGCUGUGAUCAACCCUCCGCAAGCUUGCAUACUUGCUGUCGGGACCUCCAGAGCCCAAUUAAGUCUGUGUGAGGACAACCAGACACUAGGCACCCGACAUCUGAUGACAGUCACCUUGUCGAGUGACGGGCGGCUUGUCGAUGACGAACUGGCCUCGAGAUUUCUUGAAAAAUUUCGUGCCAAUCUGGAGGAACCUCACCGCAUGGCAUUAGCUUAAAAUAUACUGAACUCUCUUUAGAAAUAAGGCAGACACAAUUUCAUUAAAUGCCUGCCCUUCGCCUCGUCACUCUGUUGCAGGUUUAAGUAGAUGCAGGAUCUCCUUUGUGGUCUUUGGCAGCCAUUUGGCUUUGUGAUGAAAGUGUGAAAUCAAGCUUCUGUUAGUGAUGGAGAAAUAUACUAGUACCAUCUGCCAGUGUGAAUAUAAGGGAACAUCAAAUUUGUUUUAUAUUCCUUCAUCACAACACUCAUGUUUGUGUAUACAUAUAUUUAACAGUCAGUUCUGUUGCGUCUACACUGUCAAAAUUUAACAAAAACAAAUACCACUUUAAACAUCAUUAAAGAUUAUUUGUGAUAUUUAUUAAACCUAUUUUUACGACAUUUCCUGUUACAUUCAUAAUUUAAUGUCCGGAAAAGGAUGUUAUUAAGGUAACUAAUACCAAAGUCCCUCAUGCAGACAUUUUGCAAUCAUAUUUAUGUGAGAUGCUCUUUCAUGCAAAUUAAAAGUCUCAUGAUUGACCGUAAAUGUAUUUUGGGGACUCAUUUCGUCAUUUCUGUGAACCAUAUUAGCAAUAAGAUACAGUAAAACCACAGAUGUGUUUUAAUUAAAGUACAAAGAGGAUCAUCAAGGAGAAAGAUUUCAUAGAAGCCAAUUAGGAUAACCCCUCUGGCAAAUACAAUGGUUAGCCUAUGCCAGCAGAUGUUAAUAUUAGCCCCUAGUGCUCUGGACAGCUGUUUAUAUACAGAUCUACAUCAGUUGGUGGAGCUUUUAUUUGUUUAUUGGAUUAUACCCCGAAAUAGGCAAGAUUGUAAUAAGGCUGUGUUUUACUUGAUUUGAUGAAACA
This is a messenger RNA of Corythoichthys intestinalis (scribbled pipefish), 2311 nucleotides long. It is a transcript of the gene pdhx, whose product is annotated as pyruvate dehydrogenase complex component X. The record is from RefSeq and is a predicted model, not a curated record. Bases 13 to 1467 code for a protein of 484 amino acids. Gene Ontology annotation, cellular component: mitochondrion; pyruvate dehydrogenase complex. Gene Ontology annotation, biological process: pyruvate decarboxylation to acetyl-CoA. The transcript is spliced from 11 exons. NCBI's taxonomy places the organism in Eukaryota, Metazoa, Chordata, Actinopteri, Syngnathiformes, Syngnathidae. Gene Ontology annotation, molecular function: acyltransferase activity.